CGAGGAUUCCUUGCAGAUGACCUACUCUCAUCCCCUUGUCCUCGUUAUCCCUUGCAUACGUCGUGAAAAGGGUGAUCGGGUCGAAAGGGUUCGUCAGUCGGUGCAUUCUACAUUGUCUACUGUCAUACGACGGCAUGGAGGAUCCUUUUGACAUCUGGGGUGCUCCGGUCGAGGCGUCCACGAGCUCCCGUGCUGCUGGGGGGCCUUAUGGAGCCAUCAAUGGCACCAAGCUGGCUGCUGGGAAGCAGACGCGUUCUGCAGAAAAUGAUUUGUUCUCUCCUGACACCGCUGGUUGGGGGAUCGCAUCACCGAACGUAGCUCCAGCGACGCCAAGCACUGCAGACCCACGGCAGACCUUUUCGCGAAUCGCAGCCAUCGCUGACGAUGCGCCUUUGCAACCGCCAUCAGCCCUUGCAGCGGCAGCAGCACUCAACUCUAGUGAUCUGAUUACGACACCCCCCUUUAGCUCGGUGCCAACUGAGAACCUGGUCUCGUCUCCAGAUCGGCGGCCAAGUCCGCUCGAGAAAAGCGAUCUACAGCUGUCGACGAUGACGGCACCGACGACGCCGGACUCGGAGUUGGCAUACUACCACGCCCAAAAUCCUGUGGCUCUCGCCCGUGCGAAUGCCGCGAUACACAAGCAGGUGCCAGACCUCACGCUGCCCCAUCCGUUGGAACCUCCUCCCGCAUUCAACCUUGAGCAAAGUCCAGCCCUCCAUUCCAAAGAUGCUGCCAAGGGUAGCGAGACAUGGCCUAGUUUUCCGAAGGAAGAGAAGGAUACGGAUGGAGGGUUCGACGACUUUGAUGACUUUGAUGAUGCUCAGGAUGGGACUAAUGGCGGAGAUGCUUCUGGAGCGGUCGCAGAUGACUUUGGAGAUUUCGACGACUUUGAUUCCGGAGAGGCAGCACAAGCCCAGGCGGCCGAGUCAACGGCACUUCGUGCUGCACCAGCAGCCGCUGCAGUAGCGCAGACUGAAGCAUCGAUCAGCUCGGCUCGAUCGGCUAGCGCGACUGCCAUCCUUGGCCAGCGAGCUCUCGACGUGCGGCCAGGCUCCACGAGUAGCGAGCUGAUACCACAGCUUCGAGAGCUGUUCGCGGCACCGUUCGAGCCGGAUGGAGAACGCUACCCGCUGUAUGACGCAGCCGAAGCGCAGCUCAGCAAAGACGGAAUUCGGCAAGUCGGCGGCCUGCGCCAGGUGCUAGUGACAGAGGAACUAUGCAAAUUGUACGAGACUCUAUCCAUGAUGCCCAGUCUUGCUCCAGUAGGCUGGACACGGUCACGCACAAGACGAGAGCAUCUUGUCUCUCUCGGCGUACCGAUCAAUUUGGACGAAAUUCUGGACGGGGGGCCAGCCGGGGCGGGGCGUAAAGCGCUACCUCCACUCGCUCUUAAGAUCGACGGUGCUACGAAAGAUGCGUCAGGGAAAGGGCCUCUAUCGGAUCCAGGCGGGGAGCGGCCCGGCGGCUCGCUCGCGCCGGGUGCGACGGCCCCCGGGAAAAGCGUAGGAGGUACACCGAGGAACGGCAGUCCAGGCCCCGGGAAGAAGGCUGAGCGGCGACGAAUAGAGCUUGGACUGGGCCCGAUGCCGGACGUCAAUCUUAAGCGUGCAGAGGAGGUUGUCGCUCUCUCGGAAGGUGAGGCAUGGGGCGAUACCGGUGCAAUUCUACGCCCUCCUUACACGAACACUUUCGUCCCAACGUUCCCCUGCAGAACAUCUCACUCUACAAGCACUGCCGAAUCUACGCAGCCUCUCACAAGAGAUCAAGCAGCUCACCACGGGCACUUCAUCCUUGCUGACGUAUUACCUGACGCUCCGAGAUGCGCAUGCGGCCGAUUCGGAUACGUACAACGCCAUGAUCCGUGACCUCGUGGCUGGAGCGACAUCAAAGUUCGCCGGCGGGGCGGUCUCGAGCAGCGGCGCGUCGAGCAAGGGCGGCGACCGGCGGGCGACGUCGAUGGUGAUUGGAAGCAGCAUCAGCGCGAACGAGCCGAAUGGUGGUGGAGGCGGGACAGCAGGUGGCGUUGUGGGCCUGCGCAAAACCAGCUCCACCAGGAGCAGCAGUGCAUUUGUUGGCGGCGGCAGCCUCCGAGGGGGUAGUGGGAGCAUCAAAAGUAACAGUGGCAGUGGCAGUGGAGGCAACACACCCCAACGAUCGGCCAGUCCUGCGAUAGGCGCAGGAGGCAAGAGCCCACUGCGAUGAGAGAUUGUGUAGUGGUAGUGUCCGCGAUACCCUUUAAUACGCAGGGUUCAUAGGGACAUGGUCUGAUAGCCUGCUGA
This is a messenger RNA of Tilletiaria anomala UBC 951, 2279 nucleotides long. RefSeq lists its product as uncharacterized. The coding region runs from base 135 to 1865 and encodes 576 amino acids. Lineage: Eukaryota; Fungi; Basidiomycota; Exobasidiomycetes; Georgefischeriales; Tilletiariaceae. The record is from RefSeq and is a predicted model, not a curated record. The transcript has 2 exons.